UGAGACGUUAGCAAACCAUUAUCACAUCCAACCAGAGAUCAGAUCUUGUGGUUGUCAUAUUCGCGUUGUUGUACCAUUAACCACGUUCUUGAUUAGAAAUCUAUAUUAAAGUAAUAAACACACAUAACUGGAAUGACCUUGAUAAGGAAAGUGUGCGUCUUUCUUCUAUUGAAUUUCAUAAAUGAAGUCAGCAUGUUGAACACAUGUAACAAGAAAAUCAUUGAAAACAUCUACAAAUUAUGCCCUCAAGCCAAUAAUAUCCUGGAAAGGACAAGUUCGAUGGGCCACGUAACUUAUUACACUGCCCCCAAGAAGGAUGUGACGCCGGGUGUAAAGUGUGUGAAGACUAUUGUGGAACCUCCCGUCCACAAAUGUACAGAUGUCCACACCAUUUACUACUUCGAUAAUACGACAAUUCCUCCACGCCAACAGGACUACAAACAGUGCGAAAAAGGAAAGGCACAUGUUACAGAAAUAGAUGAACCUCUGUACUUAUAA
Molecule: messenger RNA, 498 nt
Organism: Homalodisca vitripennis (glassy-winged sharpshooter)
Lineage: Eukaryota; Metazoa; Arthropoda; Insecta; Hemiptera; Cicadellidae
Exons: 4
Coding region: 133-498 (121 amino acids)
Source: RefSeq, a predicted model, not a curated record